Molecule: messenger RNA, 2112 nt
Organism: Selaginella moellendorffii
Lineage: Eukaryota; Viridiplantae; Streptophyta; Lycopodiopsida; Selaginellales; Selaginellaceae
Product: protein REDUCED WALL ACETYLATION 4
Exons: 16
Coding region: 277-1905 (542 amino acids)
Biological process (GO): xylan biosynthetic process; plant-type secondary cell wall biogenesis; xyloglucan metabolic process
Cellular component (GO): Golgi apparatus
Molecular function (GO): acetyltransferase activity
Source: RefSeq, a predicted model, not a curated record
CGUUAAGAAAGAGGCGCUUAGUUUUCUUUGUUUGAGCGGGUAAGAAAGAAUGAUGUGGGGAGUGUAGGUAGGGCGCGUGCUUCAGAUUAUCGCGAUUCGAUUUUGGUAGCUCCAUCGCCCAGCGGCGCCUAGAUUUCGAUGCUCGGAUCUACUGCGGCUCUAGGUUUUGGCUGGAUCUAAGCGCCGUGCGAUUCCGGAGCUGCGAGAUUUCGAUCGAUCGGGGCUUCCGAGCCCGAUGAGGUAGCGUCCAUUGUUCUUUUCGCAGCAGCUUUGGAAAUGGUGGAGAUUAGCCCGCCGACGACUGGCCAGGUGGCUCUUGUCUUGGGAUUCAUCCCCGUGCUCACAGCAUGGCUUUACUCGGAGUUUCUUGAGUAUAGGAAGCAGCCAGUGCCAGGCAAAGCUCACUCGGAUAUUAACCUCUCGGAGCUGGAGCAUGGGCCAAGAAGAGACAAUGAGAAAGACAGUCUUCUUGAGAAUGGAUUCUCCGUCAGUGGCACUCUCAAAGGCAGCUUUUCUAUCAGAAUGCAGUUGUUUAAAUUUUUCACUCUCAACGAAACUUUUCUCGUUGAAAAUCGUUCGCUGUUGAGAGCAAUUGCAGAAUUUGGAUGUCUACUCUGCUAUUUCUACAUUUGUGACCGAACCAAUGUAUUUGGGGAGUUGAAGAAGAAUUACAGUAGAGACCUCUUCGUUUUCCUUUAUUUUCUUUUAAUUAUCGUUUCUUCAAUAACGUCUUUAAAGAAGCAUGCGGAGAAGUCUGUUGCAUCCGGAAAAUCGAUACUUUAUUUAAACAGACAUCAAACGGAGGAAUGGAAAGGGUGGAUGCAGGUUUUAUUUUUGAUGUACCAUUAUUUUGCGGCUGCUGAAAUCUAUAAUGCUAUACGACUCUUCAUUGCGGGUUAUGUCUGGAUGACUGGAUUCGGGAACUUUUCCUACUAUUAUGUGCGAAAGGAUUUCAGCCUGGGUCGGUUUGCUCAGAUGAUGUGGAGGCUCAACUUUCUUGUGACCUUUUGCUGCAUCGUCCUCAACAACAGCUACAUGCUCUACUACAUCUGUCCUAUGCAUACCCUCUUCACAUUGAUGGUUUAUUGCUCCCUGGGAAUCCUGAACAAGUAUAACGAAGUUCCAUCUGUAAUUGGUGCGAAAAUUGCCGCAUGCUUUGCAGUUGUUAUACUUGUGUGGGAGGUUCCAGGAGUAUUUGAUUUUGUAUGGAGACCAUUCACAUUCCUUGUGGAAUAUACGGAUCCUGGCAAGCCCGAUCUCCCAGUUCUACAUGAGUGGCAUUUUAGGUCCGGUCUUGACCGCUACAUUUGGAUAUAUGGGAUGAUUUGUGCGUACUUCCAUCCGACGGUUGAAAGAUGGCUUGAGAAACUAGAGGAGCUUGAGUGUCGGCGGAAAUUCACCUACAAGUCGGUCAUCGUGUUUGUUGCUUCACUGGUUGGAUAUCUAUGGUAUGUCCACAUUUACAAGUUAGACAAGUUGAGUUACAACAAGCUACAUCCUUACACGUCGUGGAUUCCCAUAAGCGUCUAUAUUGUUUUGAGAAAUGUUUCUCAGCCCCUUCGGAACUGGUCCCUUACCUUAUUUGCGUGGCUUGGAAAGAUCACUCUUGAAACUUAUAUUGCACAGUUCCACAUCUGGCUGAGGACGGGAGUUUCUAAUGGACAGCCAAAGCUCCUCUUGUCAUUCAUACCGGACUACCCCAUGCUUAACUUCAUGCUUGCGACGUCCAUCUAUAUACUGGUAUCGUACCGGCUGUUUGAGCUUACCAACACGCUCAAGAGCGCGUUCGUGCCCAACAAAGAUAACAACCGGCUCUUCCUUAUGGUCGUCUCCGGUGGUACCAUUUUUUCGCUACUUUACGGUGUCUCUUACCUCCUCGUCAAGAUACCAUACAUACUAGUUUAAGCGCAAAGCAUCCAGCGAUAUGUUAUGACGCGAAACGAGCAAAGUGAAGGUGUACAGUACGAAUUGGUCAAGUUAUUCAUUGAAUAAGUACGGUUGAAAAAAAAUAAUCCAGUUUUGUAGGAGCAGCUCCACAGCAAUGUGUACUAUUAAAGUGGCAACAGUGAUAAGCCCACAUAUGGUAUGGGAAAAAUCAUAUUGUUUAGCUUC